UUAAAAGGAGGUUAAAAGAACUCGUCUUCUCCCAGAUCUCUCCCCUCGACGCCCACGCUCCCCUCCGCUCCUCUCCCAAAUUUCAAAUUCCCACACUCCCCUUCCAUUCUCGCCGAAACCCUAACUGCCGCAGCCGCCGCCAUGGGGGGUUCGCACAGCCGGGAGGACCUCGACUUCUCCGACUCCGACGACGACGAUUCCGCCUCCCGCGCCUCCGACGCCUCCUCCGACUUCUCCACCCCGCCCCCCGCCUCCGCCCCCAAAGCGGCCAGAGCGGCGGCGACACCCGCCUCCAUCGACGCCAUCGACAACCACCUCCGCAACCUCCACCUCAAGUACUCCGAGCCCAUCUCCCCGAACCCUAGCCCCAACCCCAACCCCAGCGCCAACGCCGCCGCCCUCAAUGCGGUCAAGCUGUACCUCCACAUCGGCGGUUCCACCCCCUCCGCUCGCUGGAUAACCUCCGACCGCCUGGCCGCCGCGUCUUUCGUCCGCUCCGGCGACUCCUCCGACCCCGACGACGACGACGAGCCCACCGGGCCGUGGUGCCUCGUCGUGGGUUCCAAGAUACGGGCCAGGGUCGGGCCCGAGCUGCAGCUCAAGACGUUCCCCGCGCAGCGACGCGUAGACUUCGUCGCAGACGGUGUCUGGGCGCUCAAGUUCCUGCACGCUGAUGGCUACGGCGAUUUCAACGCCAAAUAUCAGAGCUGUCUCUUUGAGAACAGCUAUGGCGUCGCUGCCACGGAGGAGGGCCGUGCCAAGGUAUUCGGCAAGGAUUUUGCUGCGUGGGUGCGCCCGGAGUGCGGGGAUGAGUCCAUAUGGGAGGACGCGACUGAUGCGUUCUCGCCAGGCCCCAAGGGCAGCCCGAUGCCGUCACGGAGCCCGAUGAUGAGGCCUCUGAUGGAGGAUUUCAGGGAAUUUGAAGAGCCUGUGGAGGAGGGUGGUGGUGGCAUUCAGAGCCUUGCGCUAGGUGCACUGGAUAACAGCUUCCUUGUUGGUGAUUCAGGCAUUCAGGUGGUGAAGAAUUUUGAGCAUGGGAUACAUGGCAAGGGUAUCGGCGUGAAGAUAUCUGGAGGGGGCACAAACUUUACCACGCCAAAGAAAGCUCUUCUGAUGCGGGCUGAGACAAACAUGCUCUUGAUGAGCCCAGCAACUGAUGGGAAGCCACAUGCUAAGGGAGUGCAUCAACUUGACAUUGAGACAGGGAAGGUGGUCUCCCAAUGGAAGUUUGGGAAGGAUGGAACAGAAAUUAACAUGAGGGAUAUCACGAAUGAUAGCAAGGGUGCUCAGAUGGACCCAUCGGAGUCCACCUUUUUGGGAUUAGAUGACAACCGAUUGUGUCGGUGGGAUAUGAGGGACCGUCAUGGAAUUGUGCAGACCUUGGGAAGUUCAAUGGAGUCCCCUGUAUUGCAAUGGACCCAGGGGCAUCAGUUCUCCAGGGGUACAAACUUCCAGUGCUUUGCAUCAACUGGUGAUGGGUCAAUUGUAGUUGGCUCAUUGGAUGGGAAAAUCCGUUUGUACUCAAAGAGUUCUAUGAGGAUGGCGAAGACAGCCUUCCCAGGGCUCGGGUCACCAAUUACUCAUGUGGAUGUGACUUACGAUGGGAAGUGGAUACUGGGGACAACUGAUACAUACCUUAUUCUUAUUUGCACAAUUUUCAUCGACAAGGAUGGGAAGGAGAAGACUGGAUUUGGUGGAAGGAUGGGGAACAGGAUUGCUGCCCCAAGAUUGCUCAAGCUGAACCCCUUAGAUGCUCAUCUUGCUGGGAACAACAACAAAUUCCGUGAGGGCAGGUUUUCAUGGGUUACGGAGAAUGGGAAGCAAGAAAGACACCUGGUCACAACCGUUGGGAAAUACAGCGUGGUCUGGAACUUCCUUCAGGUGAAGAACAGCCACCACGAGUGCUACCAGCACCAGGAGGGGCUCAAGAGCUGCUACUGCUAUAAGGUGAUCCCCAAGGACGAGUCCAUCGUCGCCAGCCGCUUCAUGCACGAGAAGUACGCCGUGAGUGACUCCCCGGAGGCGCCGCUGGUUGUCGCCACGCCCAUGAAGGUCACCUCCUUCAGCAUAUCAAGCAGGCACUAGCUCCGUGCCUGCUGCCUCUCAUCUUUGCUCAGUUGAGUCGUUCGACGUGCUGUCAUGUAACUCUUGACUAGCGGAUUUGGAGUUUCAAGUGUGAUGAUGAUGACUGUCUGGUCGUUGAUUUUUAACUAGAUUUAUAAUUCUAUGGAUUAGUGGUAGACAUAUCAUACAACAUUGGUGACUUGUACUAAGCCUUAACUUUUAACUCACAUGUUGUAUUUCCGUCAGAGUUUGUAUGCUUCAAGGCAAUACAGUACCCUAUAUUUUUAAAUUCUUAGGUUGAGCAUUUUCC
Molecule: messenger RNA, 2374 nt
Organism: Brachypodium distachyon (stiff brome)
Lineage: Eukaryota; Viridiplantae; Streptophyta; Magnoliopsida; Poales; Poaceae
Product: protein CYPRO4
Exons: 2
Coding region: 142-2085 (647 amino acids)
Cellular component (GO): nucleus; cytoplasm
Molecular function (GO): protein binding
Source: RefSeq, a predicted model, not a curated record